AUGGCGGACAAGCAAGUCAAAGUGGCUUUGUGGGGUGUACCUCGAACAAUGUCGACAGUGUUUGCGAAAUGCAUGAGCGCCAUUGAAGAAAUGGAAGUAUAUCUGGAGCUUUAUUCGUAUUCUAAAACAGCGAGUGGCAUGUUCGAAUCGGCGACAGGUCGUGAGCUGCCGCGGAAACUUGACGGGAACGAAGCGGUGUACGCAGAAGCUUUGGAGGUGUUUAAAUCAGAAACAAAUGGUAUUUUGGUACCGAGAAGAAUUUCAUGCUGUGACAUCAAAAGAGACCUGGAGACCACCACGAGUAAGUUCGUCUUUGUAAAGGAAAUGGCCUUUACGGAUUACAUCCUGGAGUAUCUACCGAAUGGCUUCAAGUAUGUCUUCCUUAUCAGAGAACCAGCGAAGGUCUACAAGUCUUUCCGGAUUGGGGUAAAGGAGAUGUUUUAUUUUAAUAAAGAUGAUAGGCCUAUUGAUAUCAUACACGACGAUACGUCCAACUUACGACCGAUGACGUGGUACGAGCAACAGCACCGGCUCUGGAAAUACGUCCAGCAAAAUCUCGAUCCUAACCCAAUCAUCAUCGACGCUACCGAUCUAGCCACCAACCCACGGGAGAUCUUGAAAGGUUUCUGCGAUGCUGUUGGAUUUCCAUACAGCGAUAGCCUCCUGCAGUGGUCCCCGAGCCAUGAGUUCCCGAAGAACUUUGUGACGGCUGGAGAAAACCUUUUUGAUUCAUUUUCAGCGAUGUACUCGACAGCGUUCAACAGCACACACUUCAUGGCGCCUACCGUGAAGGGACCUUUACCACGUGAUCUGCUGACAGAUGACGUCAUCAAAUGUGUCGACUAUUCCGUGCCAUUUUACCGUGAAAUGUAUGAAGCCAGAAUGCAACUGCCUUAA
Molecule: messenger RNA, 897 nt
Organism: Lytechinus variegatus (green sea urchin)
Lineage: Eukaryota; Metazoa; Echinodermata; Echinoidea; Temnopleuroida; Toxopneustidae
Exons: 2
Coding region: 1-897 (298 amino acids)
Source: RefSeq, a predicted model, not a curated record